Molecule: messenger RNA, 1224 nt
Organism: Orbicella faveolata
Lineage: Eukaryota; Metazoa; Cnidaria; Anthozoa; Scleractinia; Merulinidae
Product: putative skeletal organic matrix protein 5
Source: RefSeq, a predicted model, not a curated record
AUGGAUGUUUUCAAAAUUUUUACGUCUGCUGCACUAAUUUCAUUAUCCGCGUCCUCGAUUUGGGAAUCUUGGGUUCAAACUGUCACCGUUGUGAAUCAAGGUACUUGCGGGCGACAUGUCAAAUUUACUAGCGUUAAGGGUGGCUAUGCUCUUCAGGGUCACGUGAUUAAAAAUCUUACUCUACACUUGGAUAUACGUAAUCCCUGCGGAGGUCAAUGUGUUAUGCAAAGUCGCUGCGUGUCAUACAACAUCGGCCCACCAAUAAACGACAAAGUGAUUUGCGAGCUGAGCGAUUCAGAUCAGUAUUUACAUCCUGAUGAUCUCAAACCACGACCAGGCUUUACCUACACCGGCACUGAGAAUGCGUGCUCCAGUAAUCCUUGCUUCUUUAAUGGAACAUGUCUGAGUGGAUUUACAAACAAGAAAUACCACUGCGUGUGUCCAGCUUGCUCUACAGGAGAAAACUGCGAAAUAGCUAAAUUUCAGACCUGCAAUGAACUGUAUGACAGCAACUUGUCUGAAGGUAACAAAGCUUAUCCCCUGAAACUAGGAUCAGCCACUUUUCCUGUCUACUGUCACAUGACUAAUGACCUUGGAUCAUGCGGAGGUGGUGGAUGGACGCUGGUCAUGAAGAUCAAUGGCAAUAAGAGCACUUUUCAUUAUGACUCUACGUACUGGAAUGACAGAAAUGAAUACAACCUUCCUGGAGGGGAGACUGGAUUUGACAUGCAAGAGACCAAGUUACCGACUUACUGGAACAUACCAUUUUCGAAGAUUUGCCUCGGAAUGAAGAUUGGACAACAGACAAAGUUUAUUAUUAUCAGCAAGACCGCCAACUCUCUGUACUCACUGAUCGCCGAUGGGCAAUAUCGGGCCACCUCAAUGGACCGAAACAUGUGGCAGACGCUGAUUGGUUCCCAGUACUCUCUGCAGUUAAACUGUAAUAAGGAAGGGUUCAAUUCCUUUUGCGUCAGUUCUUGUAGAGCCAGAAUUGGUAUCGUCGCUAAUAAUGAAAAUAACUGCCUCAGUUGUGAUUCCAGAAUAGGAUUUGGAACAGGAGGGCAUCCAGAUGACUCUAACGCGUGCGGAAACACGGUUAAGUACAAUGGAAGAAAUGGCGACAAAGACGUCAAAACCAUGGGAUAUAUUUUGGUGCAAUGACAAAAGAAAAAAACAAAACAAAAAAAAAAAUAGAUGUAACCCAGCGAUAGAAAGUAUGCGCUC